Messenger RNA from Ipomoea triloba (trilobed morning glory), 890 nucleotides. RefSeq names its product autophagy-related protein 8f-like. NCBI's taxonomy places the organism in Eukaryota, Viridiplantae, Streptophyta, Magnoliopsida, Solanales, Convolvulaceae. The record is from RefSeq and is a predicted model, not a curated record. The coding region runs from base 293 to 661 and encodes 122 amino acids. Gene Ontology annotation, biological process: cellular response to nitrogen starvation. The transcript has 6 exons.
AUCUCAUCAAUACCUAUAAAAUCGAAAAUACAGAUGAUUUUGUGUACUUUCGAGAUUCUACUUCAUUGAAUAGCUAGACUAGAUAGAACCAGAGUCCAAAAAGGACAAGAACUCGACUCUACAAUACAAAUACUCUGCUUUCUUUCAAACCGAUCAUUUUUCAGAAUUACAAGAGAUCUAAGUGUACUGCUUCGUUCUCUCUGCUGUUGAUCUGAAUUAGUAAAUUACAGCAAUUAUUUUUUACCUUCUAGUGUUUGGUUUGAUUUUUAUUGGGUUGCAGUAAUCAGACGGGAUGGCGAAGAGUUCAUUCAAGCAACAGCAUGAAUUUGAGAAGAGGCGGGUUGAGGCUACCAAGAUUAGGGAACAAUAUCCGGAUAAAAUUCCGGUUAUUGUUGAGAGGGCAGAGAGAAGCGACAUUCCAAACAUUGACAAGAGAAAGUUUCUUGUCCCUUCUGACCUCACGGUAGGGCAAUUCGUGUUUGUGAUUCGCAAAAGGAUACAGUUGAGCUCGGAGAAAGCAAUUUUCAUAUUUGUUGAUAAUGUCCUCCCGACAACAGGAGCGCUCAUGUCUGCCAUUUACGAAGAGAAGAAGGACGAAGAUGGUUUCCUCUAUGUCACCUACAGCGGGGAGAACACAUUCGGGGACAACACGAUGCUUUAGACCUCCAAUACUGCCACGGGAAAACAUUCUUUGCAGCCUCACCAUUAUUGGAUUAUUAAACCAAGUUCACUAUUAUCUUUUGCUUUACUAUAGAUAAUAGUUUCAGCUUCACUAUAGCAUAUUAGCAUUUAACUGUGUAUAGUUGCAGACAAGUUUUACUAUAUCCCCAGAAUGUGGCAGAUUAUUUAAUAAUUAUUUGGAUUUUAUUUGUCUUUGCUUUUUAUUUUGA